AUGCUGUGGUUGAAUGGGAUGUUCGAUUUCAACAUGCUGCCGAAAGAGCCUCGCUCCAGAUUGAGCUCAGCCGCCGUGUGCGCGAAGCGCAUCAAGGCGACGCUGCAGCGAGUUCGGUUCUUGUGGCGCAACGCGGAGCGCCCCUACUCGCCCCAGAUCCAGGAGCUCAAGAAUAUGAUGGUGCAGAGGAGUCCCACGGGUUCGGAGGCUGACACGCUCACAGUCAUCGAGGUUGAUUCGGUCCCCCUCGACGUCGCGGUCGCCGAACCAGAGCGCUGCGACGACGCCGAGGUCGACGGCACCGGCAAGCCAGAGGGCGACAAAGGCGACGUCGAGGUCAUGGUCGCCCCGGAGCAGGUCGAGGAGAUCUGCAGCGCUGCCGUCGAGGGCGACGACGCGGAGCUCGACGCGCUCAUGGGCCAGGACGCCGCGGACGAGGGGGCCAUCGUCCUCGAGGACAGCGCUGCCGCCUACGUGCACACGCUGGCUGCCGGGGCGCUGACCGACGAGUCUCAGGAUGAGGAGGCCGGCUUCUUUCACGCGCUGCACGGCGACAAGGGCGUCGAGUUCCUCCCGGACAGUUGCAGGAACAUGGCCAUGACUGGAGACGUCUUGCACGGAGGGCCCCACCCAGGCGCGCAGGACAGCAAGAACGAGCACCUCGAGGGCGACAUGGAGCGCAUCUUCGCGUCAGAGGCCCCCGUCGUCGGCAAGCCCAUGAUCAAGAAGAAGAAUCGUGCUGCAAAGACGAAGGGCGAGCUGAAGGGGGGCGCGUCGCUCGGCAGCAAGGGCAAGAAGGGGAAGGGCAAGAAGGGCAAGCAGGGCAAGAAAGUCAAGAAGGGCAAGCACGACGCCUCAGGUCUGCAAGGAGCUGAAGAUGGCGGUGAGAUGGCCUUGGACGCUGGCGAGCCCCUCGACGCUGCCAAGAAGAAGAAGAAGAAGGUCAAGAAGGUCAAGAUGGAUACCGACGCAAUCCCGCGCGACGACGUCAUCCCCCCCCCGAAGAAGACGGCCGCGAAGCAGAAGGCUGGCAAGAAGGCCUUCGCGAGUGCGCACGGCGACGGGGGGGGCCCUCCAGCUGUCGCCAAAGGGAAGGUUGAGAAAGCAGCCAUGCUGGAGGAGUACGAGGAGGCAGUGAAGCAGGUCAAGGCGUCCACGGAGAAGGUCGAGCUCACCGAGCGCGUGCAGGUGUCGCUGAAGAUGCUGCCGGAGGAGGCGAAGCUGGGCACGGAGCUGGGCGCGUGGCGCAAGAACUACCGCGUGCCCAUCGUCGGCGGCAUCGUGGAGGUGCAGCUCCACCACAGGCUGUUCAGGAUGAUCAAGCAGUGCGAGGAGGCCGAGUCCAACGAGGGGCCCCUGAACUUCCCGUGGCGUGCAUACAGCAGCGUGCAGGACGCCUGGGAUGCCGCCAGGAACCGGGUGAUGGGCGUGUGCUGA
Molecule: messenger RNA, 1437 nt
Organism: Prorocentrum cordatum
Lineage: Eukaryota; Dinophyceae; Prorocentrales; Prorocentraceae
Source: the annotation of a GenBank genome assembly